Molecule: messenger RNA, 1995 nt
Organism: Sinocyclocheilus grahami
Lineage: Eukaryota; Metazoa; Chordata; Actinopteri; Cypriniformes; Cyprinidae
Product: glutamine synthetase-like
Exons: 7
Coding region: 133-1248 (371 amino acids)
Cellular component (GO): cytoplasm
Molecular function (GO): glutamine synthetase activity
Source: RefSeq, a predicted model, not a curated record
GACAGCCCAAGCUCCUGGUCAGAGAAUGAGAGAACACCCAACACAAAAUAAUCAGUCAAAUAACUGGACCUGCCGGUCGGAUAUUAUACAUCUUAAUUUCUGUCGGUGGCCAGGUGUUUUAUAGUAAUAAAAAUGGCCACGUCUGCCAGUGCUCAGUUGAGUAAAGUGGUAAAACGGCAGUAUAUGGAACUGCCUCAGGGAGACAACGUACAAGCCAUGUAUAUCUGGAUUGACGGAACCGGAGAAGGACUGCGAUGCAAGACCAGGACACUGGACUCCGAGCCUAAAAGCAUUGAAGAUCUUCCUGAGUGGAACUUUGAUGGUUCCAGCACGUAUCAAUCCGAAGGCUCCAACAGCGACAUGUAUCUCAUCCCCUCUGCCAUGUUCAGGGAUCCUUUCCGCAAAGACCCCAACAAAUUGGUCUUGUGUGAGGUGCUCAAGUACAACCGGAAAACUGCCGAAACCAACCAUCGUCAUACAUGUAAAAAGAUCAUGGAAAUGAUAGAUCAUCAGAUCCCUUGGUUUGGCAUGGAGCAGGAGUAUACCAUCCUGGGUACCGAUGGACAUCCCUUUGGUUGGCCCUCCAAUGGGUUCCCUGGUCCCCAAGGACCUUACUACUGUGGAGUUGGAGCAGAUAAAGCUUAUGGCAGAGACAUUGUGGAGGCGCAUUACAAAGCCUGCCUCUAUGCUGGUGUGAAGAUCUGUGGAACCAAUGCUGAAGUUAUGCCAGCUCAGUGGGAGUUCCAGAUUGGCCCCUGUGAAGGUAUCAGCAUGGGAGAUCACUUGUGGGUAGCUCGUUUCAUCUUGCACAGAGUUUGUGAAGAUUUUGGUGUGGUAGCCUCAUUUGAUCCUAAGCCAAUCACUGGCAACUGGAAUGGCGCUGGUUGCCACACUAACUUUAGCACCAAGGAAAUGCGGGAAGAUGGUGGGCUUAAAUGCAUUGAGGAGUGCAUUGAUAAGCUUGGAAAGAGGCACAACUACCACAUCCGUGCCUAUGAUCCAAAGGGAGGCCUGGACAAUGCUCGCAGACUGACUGGCCACCAUGAAACCUCCAACAUCCAUGAGUUCUCUGCAGGCGUGGCGAACCGUGGCGCUAGCAUCCGCAUCCCACGAACUGUGGGACAAGAAAAGAAGGGUUACUUUGAGGAUCGCCGCCCAUCUGCCAACUGUGACCCCUAUGCGGUCACCGAGGCCCUGAUUCGCACAUGUUUUCUAGAUGAAGAGGGUGACGAACCUGUGGACUACUAGAUCUCUCUUCUCCUGGACUGAACUUUCCUCCCCUUCUUGCCAUAACUCCAUUUUCUUUCUUUUUUUUCUUGGCCAUCAAGCCAAAUUAGUACUGUAUCUAGUUUUCUAUCAGGGUGGUUCUAACUUGGCAUUUUAAUAUCGCUGAAGUUGACUGGUCAACUUAACAUUUUAAGAUUAAAUGUGAAGUUAACCUGAUUUGACUGGGGACACGGUGUUGCAGGGCAUGUUUUUCCCCCUCCCGCCUUCCCUCAUUUUAAUUGUUUCUUGGAUUGGAUGUUUAACAUUAACGUUGAAAGCUCUCUAUGAUCCCAUGACUCUACCAUUUGGUAAUUAAGAUGGACUGAAAAGUGACUCAAGUGCACAGAAGAACCUAGGGCUGCCAAGGCUAGACAUCUAAUUUCUUUUAAACAAUAGCUAGUUGUUGCGCAUGUUGACUUGAUUAUUCAAGUAUGUAAUGUUUCAAUGCGUCUUACUGACAGUGUAUUAAUUGGCAAAUUUUGGUAUCCAUUUUGACUGUACACACUACACUGUUCUUGUUGUGCGGUACACUUCACCGUUGAGGUCCAGUAACUGUCCUGUUUUUAUAUUUGUGGAGCUGUUAUUUGUCAUGUUAAAUCCCUGAUUCAUCAAGGAUUUGAUCUUGUUUUUGUCUACUACUAUGACGUAACUGCACCUGUUUUGGUAAAAACCUUUAAGUUGCUAAAAAAAAAAAAAAAGGAGACUUAAAAAUUUAUUUUUUACCACAAA